Molecule: messenger RNA, 2990 nt
Organism: Pogoniulus pusillus (Red-fronted tinkerbird)
Lineage: Eukaryota; Metazoa; Chordata; Aves; Piciformes; Lybiidae
Gene: GNPNAT1
Product: glucosamine-phosphate N-acetyltransferase 1
Exons: 6
Coding region: 100-672 (190 amino acids)
Biological process (GO): UDP-N-acetylglucosamine biosynthetic process
Cellular component (GO): Golgi apparatus; endoplasmic reticulum; endoplasmic reticulum-Golgi intermediate compartment
Molecular function (GO): glucosamine 6-phosphate N-acetyltransferase activity; monosaccharide binding
Source: RefSeq, a predicted model, not a curated record
GGCGCGGGAGGAGCGGCGCCGCGGCCCCGUGUGCGGUGAGUGCGGGCGGGAGCGCUGCGGGAGGAGCGGCGCCGCGGCCCCGUGUGCGCUGCUGCAGCCAUGAUGCCUGCUGCAACCACGCUGCCCGAUGACGUGCCCAUGUUUGACCCAAAGGUCCUGCACGAGCUUGACUGGAGCCAGAACACCACCACCUUUUCUCCUGCUAUUUCUCCUCUGGAUCCAGGAGAUGGCCUCAUUUUGAGGCCACUGUGCACUGCCGAUUUAAAUAGAGGCUUUUUUAAGGUGCUGGCUCAGCUGACUGAAACUGGAGUUGCAAGCCCAGAGCAGUUCAUCAAAACCUUUGAGCACAUGAGGAGAUCUGGAGAUUACUACGUUACAGUGGUGGAGGACACCAACCUUGGCCAGAUUGUCGCCACAGCAACGCUGGUGAUCGAGCACAAGUUCACCCACUCCUGUGCAAAGAGGGGAAGGAUAGAAGAUGUUGUAGUAAGCAGGGAGUGCAGAGGAAGGCAGCUUGGUAAACUAUUAAUCUCCACCCUAACGCUGCUAAGUAAGAGACUGAACUGUUACAAAAUCACCCUGGAAUGCCUGCCCCAGAACGUGGAUUUCUACAGGAAGUUUGGCUAUGUGGUGUCCGAGGAGAGCUACAUGUUCCAGCGGUUCUUCAAGUAGCAGCCCAGGCCCCUUCCCCUUCGGCGCGGACUGUUGGUGGAGGAGCUCUUGUUACAAACGCUCUCUUCCCGGAGAAAGGGUCUCUGCUUUGUUGCUGCACAUCUAAUUGGUCCCUAUAAAGAACAUCAAAUGCCUGAAUCCUGGCAAAAAGUGAUCACUGGCGUUCCAGGAGGGUGCUUGCUCUUGGGUAAAUGGGCACUUAGGACUGGUGUUUACUGCUGCUUAGCCUGAGCAGAGCUUCUUCGGUUCCGGCGGGGUUAGGGAGGACUGCUGAAGGGAAGGCUUUGAACCAAAGCUCUCUGGUUUUGUCUCAAAGGGUUUCUCACCUUGUAUUUUUCUAGAGGUUUGGGCUUCUUUUCUCGGUAGCCAAAGUCCAGCCCAGCGCAUGGUUGUGCUGUUAAGGCUCUGCGGAAGGAUGAUGCUUAAGUUUAAAAAGGACAGAUCUGCUCAAGAGAGCCCAAGGGAGGGCUGUGAGGAUGAUGAGGGGACUGGAGCACUGCCUGGUGAGGAGAGGCUGAGGGGAGGUGGUGGAGUUGCCAUCCCUGGAGGUGUUGAAGCCAAGCCUGCCUGGGGCACUUAGUGCCAUGGUCUGGUUGAUUGGCCAGGGCUGGGUGCUAGGUUGGGCUGGGUGAGCUUGGAGCUCUCUUCCAGCCUGCUUGUUUCUAUGUCCUGGGGCUGUUCAGUCUGGAGGAGAGAAGACUGAGAGGGGAUCAAAUCAAUGUCUGUAACUAUCUGAGGGCUGGGUCAGGAUGGGGGGACACUGCUCCCUGGGGCAGGACAAGCAGCAAUGGAUGGAAGCUGCAGCACAGGAGGCUCCAGCUCAACACAAGGGGGAACUUCUUUCCUGAAAGGGUCCCAGAGCCCUGGCACAGGCUGCCCAGAGAGGCUGUGGAGUCUCCUUGUGUGGAGCCUUUCCAGGCCUGUCUGGAUGUAUUCCUGUGUGCCCUGAGCUGGAUUGUGUGGUCCUGCUGUGGCAGGGGGGUUGGACUGGAUGAGCUCUUUGGGUCCCUUCCAGCCCCUGACACCUGUGAGCCUGUGACAUAGCUUGGGCAGGGACAAUGCUGCUUAACUUGGGUAGAAACAGCUGUGGUUCUGCUCUUCACAUGAGAUCCAGUGACUACAUUGGGUUGAAAAGUGCUGGUGAUCUUCUUGUACCUCCAGUUUUGAAAGGCACAGCUUUGCACAGCUGAAUUUGUCCCCGUUUCUGAGGGAGGGCUGAAUCUUAGGGGCCAGGAGCUGAUGCUCCAAGUCCUCCUGGCUGCAGGGCUCCUGCACUUUAGCUGAUAACUUUUGUUUUCAGGAUAAUUUAUUUUCUGACUAAAGAACAUCCCAGUGAUUCCCAUCCCUGGAACCAUUCCAGGUCAGGUUGUUUGGAGCUCUGAGCAGCUUGCUUUAGUUGAAGAUCAGAGUCACAGCACCAUGCAGGCUGGCAAAGCCCCUCAGCAUCACUGAGCCCAACCUAGAGCCCUGCUCCACAAGCUUCACCUUACACCAUCUCCCCAAGCACCACAGCCAAACCUCCCUUAAACACAGCCAGGCUGGGGGCCUCCACCACCUCCCUGGGCAGCUCACUCCAGUGCCUGACCACUCUCUGUGGAAAAAACUCUUUCUUAAUGUCCAAAGAUGUUCCUGCUGGCUUGAAGAUGGUCAGAUUAGGCGAGCUUGAAAGGUCCCUUCCAACCCAAAGCAACCUUAAAGGACUUUUCCACUCUAAAUGAUUGUGUGAUGCUGUGGUUUGCAACAGGGCAAAGGUGAGGGGAGAACUGGGCUGCUGGAUGGGAGAGUACCCCCAGUCUGGAGUGGGAUUGACCUGCUCUCCAUGGGAAUGUGGUUGGGAUGGGCAGCAGGGGAUCCAUCUUCACAGAGCACCUGCCAGCUCACUCUGCUGGGUCUCCCGAGGGCCACAAGCUCCAAAGCAGCAGAGAAAUACCUAAGCAGUGCUGCAGAGCAGCAGAGAAAUGUCCAUCCUGGUGGUUCCCUCUUGCUGGGAGGCUGGAUGCAGGAUUUGAGCACUUUGGCCAGCACCAGCAAGGGCUCCAGCAGUGGUGUCUUGUGUAACAAGUGACAAAUGCUCAGUCUCUGAAUAGGGCAUUAUCAAGAGGUGAAGCUUUGGAUUGUGGUGGCCAGCCAGGGCCUUACAAGAAGUCCUUUCAUUGUGGAGAGCUACUUUAGGCUGGGGUGGGGCUUCUCCUGAAUGUUCUGCUGGUACUCUGCUCGCUCUGGUGUUUCCUUGGUCAUGUCUGCUUUAUUUAUUGAUUAUUUUUUAAGGAGAAAUAAAAAUUAUCUUUGUUUAAGCUGAAUAAAUGAAAACUGUCAAA